AUGGGUGUCAAGCAAGAUCUCAUUGCCGCUCUCGGUGAAUUCGUGGGGACCACCUUGUUCCUCUUCCUUGCUCUAGGAGGAGCCAAGACUGCCCAGUACACUGUCAGCGCGGUGCAAACGGACACGGUCACCUCCGAGACCCUGAGUAAUCAGACGAUUAUGUACAUUGCCGUCAGCUUCGGACUUAGUCUUCUUUCUCAAGCCUGGGUCUUCUACCGAGUAACAGGAGGACUUUUCAACCCCGCCAUCACCCUUGCUCUUUAUCUCAUCGGAGGACUGAGUUGGUUCCGAGCCGGACUUCUCUUUAUCUCACAAAUUCUUGGAGGAAUCGCAGGCGCGGCAUUAGUUGCGGCUCUGACGCCCUUUGGUGGUGUGGGAACAGUGACGACUACCCUAUCCACGGGUGUCAAUGUCGCACAGGGCUUCUUCAUCGAGGCAUUCCUCACUGCCAUGCUGGUCCUCUCUGUCCUCUUCCUCGCUGCAGAGAAGCACAAGAGUACCUACCUUGCACCCCUGGGAAUCGGACUUACCCUUCUCGUCUGCCAUCUCUUCGGUGUUGGAUGGACAGGGUGUGGAGUCAAUCCCGCCAGGAGUUUCGGCCCGGCAGUCGUGGAUGUGCAAUUCCCAGGGUACCACUGGAUCUACUGGAUUGGCCCACUCUUUGGAUCCCUCAUGGCUGUAGGCUUCUACCUUCUGCUCAAGGCCUUCGACUACACUUCGGUCGUCUUUGGUCAGGAUGCUGACCACGAAUUGACC
Microstroma glucosiphilum is the source of this 756-nucleotide messenger RNA. Its product is annotated as aquaporin-like protein. Gene Ontology annotation, molecular function: water channel activity. Lineage: Eukaryota; Fungi; Basidiomycota; Exobasidiomycetes; Microstromatales; Microstromataceae. The annotation marks the transcript as partial. Gene Ontology annotation, biological process: transmembrane transport. The record is from RefSeq and is a predicted model, not a curated record. Gene Ontology annotation, cellular component: plasma membrane. The transcript is spliced from 2 exons.